GCGACAACGACCGCAGCAUGGAGCCCACAGCGCCGCCUUCCCCCCUUGCCAAGCGCCAGCGACUGAACGAUGCGGCGCGGGGUGAAUUGACGCCUGUCAAGCCUAGCAUGCCGUCCAAGUACGAGGCGAUCACAAACGAUGCGAGCUUCCAGGACAUCAGCACGGACGUGCUCGUCGACAGCAACGUCUUUGACGUGACCAAGCACUACAUCCACUCGCUCUCGGACAUUCAGGGCAAGUACGAAGAGUUCAUGGUCUACGGCGAUGUGGCCAAGACGCAAACGAUCAGCCUGGUGCACUUUGGCGAGAAGCUCUGCGGCCACACGGGCAUUGUUCACGGCGGCUGCAUUUCGACGGUCUGCGACGAACUCUUUGGCUGGACCAUGUACUGGAUCACGGGCAACGUUGGCUUUACGGCGUAUCUGAACGUCAACUUCCGCAAGCCGCUGCCGACACAAACGAGCGGGAUCAUCUACACAGAGCUCGAUCGCCGCGAGGGCCGCAAGGUCUUUAUGAAAGCUCGCGUCGAAGACAACGACGGCACGCUCUACACGGAAGCCAGUGCGCUCUUCAUUCUUCCGCGGCCCACAGAAGCGUGAUGUCCACUUGUACGAGCUGCCUUUCUAUAGAAAACAACACGCAAGCGUCCAUUGUGC
Saprolegnia parasitica CBS 223.65 is the source of this 656-nucleotide messenger RNA. RefSeq lists its product as hypothetical. Bases 18 to 599 code for a protein of 193 amino acids. Lineage: Eukaryota; Oomycota; Saprolegniomycetes; Saprolegniales; Saprolegniaceae. The transcript has 7 exons. The record is from RefSeq and is a predicted model, not a curated record.